Molecule: messenger RNA, 551 nt
Organism: Hypanus sabinus (Atlantic stingray)
Lineage: Eukaryota; Metazoa; Chordata; Chondrichthyes; Myliobatiformes; Dasyatidae
Product: alpha-crystallin B chain-like
Exons: 2
Biological process (GO): response to heat; protein refolding
Molecular function (GO): protein folding chaperone
Source: RefSeq, a predicted model, not a curated record
GCCCGAGAAUUUAACAGCUACCACUUCGCUAAGCCUCUGUGUGUCCCAUCUCUCGCAGCUGAACCUGGACAAGGACAAGUUUGAGAUUCACCUCGACGUCAAGCACUUCAGUCCCGAAGAAAUCCGAGUCAAGGUCCUCGGUGACUUUAUUGAAGUCCAAGCCCAACAUGAAGAGCGCCAGGAUGAGCACGGCUACAUCUCGAGGGAGUUUCACCGCAAGUACAGGAUCCCGGCCGGCGUGGACCCCACUCUGAUCACCUCCUCCCUGUCCGCGGACGGGGUGCUGACCGUCACCGGGCCCAGGAAGCUGUCCGACGUCCCCGAGCGAUCCGUGCCCGUCUUCCGAGAGGAGAAGCCCGCUGCGUCGGAGAAGUAAACCCCCGCCCUCUGCCUCCGGGUCUGCCUUCCGUCAGGCUGGGCGGGAGGCAGCCUCGAACCACGGCAGCAGCAUAUUGCCCCGGCGCUGUUACCACGCUGUGUGAUCACACACACACACACACAGACAUAGCCCUCUUCGCAAUAAACCAUCUAUCUCCCUUGCUCCGCAUUAG